UCACGCGUUUCUUGUGCAGGUGGCCGUUGAUGUCAAUUUUAGCGUUCCGAAUCUACAGAGAAAACCCUCUCUUUUCUUGUAAUAAAGUUAUUUUCUUCAAUAUCUAGUGAGAAUUCUUUGUAGCGAGAAUCGGUUGCUCGAGCAUGUUACGAGCUAAAUUUGAUAAUAUUUGCUUUGUGAUUGCUGUGAUUCGAAGUUCCGUCCAAAACAGUGGAAAUCAGGAAUGAUAACCGGAAGUGAAGCAAUUUCCAAUUAGGACUAUUUCAUCAAUCAUCUCUAAACUACUCAUAAAAUCCAAGAUUUUCUCGCUCCUAGGAGCUGGCUUGAUCAUUGUGGUGCAGCUCAUGGUUAGGUAAUGAAGAAUAUACCUGAGAGGACUGAUUCGAAAAAUUCUUAUACAAGUUCAACUGAUUCUCCAGAUAGAAUUUGUGGUUCCAUCUGUUCUGAGGCAGGACCAAGCAACCGCAGAUCCCCCAAGGCUUCGUUGUGGUCAGGAUUCUUGGUAUCCGCCUUUUCAGUUUUUGAUACCCACAGUGACUCUAGAGGUUGCCACAAGAAGGAAACAGGUAGUAGAAACCAUGGUUGGAGUGCAGCUGUGAAGAGAGUUAUGAAUGGUGGUUCAAUGAGGAGAAUUCAGGAGCGUGUUUUGGGGUACAAGACUAACAUUUCUAACUCAAUAAGUGAUAUAUGGCUUCUAGGGGUUUGCUACAAAAUUUGUUUAGAAGACCCAUCUCAAGAACCAGUUCAUAGCAAUGGAUAUGCUGCCUUUUCUGAAGAUUUUUCUUCAAGAAUUUUGAUGUCAUACCGUAAAGGUUUUGUGUCUAUUGGUGAUUCAAAGUAUACCAGUGAUGUAAAUUGGGGUUGCAUGCUUCGAAGCAGUCAGAUGCUAGUAGCUCAGGCAUUGCUAAUACAUCGACUAGGCAGAUCUUGGAGAAAACCUUCACACCAGCCGUUUGAUCGAGAUUAUAUUGAAAUAUUACACAUGUUUGGUGAUUCUGAGGAUUCAGCUUUCUCCAUUCACAAUCUUCUUCAAGCUGGAGAGGGUUAUGCCCUUGCUCCAGGAUCAUGGGUAGGCCCAUAUGCAAUGUGUCGCACUUGGGAGACUCUUGCACGUCGGAAGAUAGAGGAAAAUGAACAUCAAGACCAGCCAUUCCCAAUGGCCGUUUAUGUUGUCUCUGGUGAUGAAGAUGGGGAACGUGGUGGAGCUCCAGUUCUUUGCAUCCAAGAUGCCUCAAGGCAUUGUUCUGAAUUUUCAAGAGGCCAACUUGAAUGGUCACCUAUCCUCUUGCUGGUUCCUUUGGUUCUAGGUCUUGACAAAGUAAAUCCUAGGUAUCUGCCGUUAUUGGCAGCCACAUUCACCUUCCCCCAGAGCCUCGGCAUUUUGGGUGGCAGGCCUGGUGCUUCGACGUAUAUUAUUGGUGUGCAAGACGAUAAAGUUUUUUAUCUUGAUCCCCAUGAAGUUCAACAGGCAGUUAAUAUCAGCAAGGAUAAUCUGGAGGCCGAUAGUUCGUCAUACCAUUGCAAUGUUAUACGGCAAAUUCCACUUGAAUCCAUCGACCCAUCGCUGGCCAUAGGAUUUUACUGCCGAGACAAAGAGGAUUUUGAUGAUUUUUGUUCUCGGGCAUCAGAGCUAGCGGCAGAAUCAAAUGGGGCACCACUGUUCACGGUAACGGAGACUCGACAUUCAAGCGGCAGCAGCAGGAGUCAGGAAGGUAAUUCGUUUGAUGCAUCAGGUGAGAAUGCCGAGGGGUCUGCACAAGAUGACUGGCAGCUUCUUUGAUUUACUUGUAUAAUAGUUAUCAUUUGAAAUCGAUUUUUUUUCUUCUGUUUUUAUGUAUGGUUAGUGUUAAACAGAAGUUGUGUUUGGAGUUUGUAUGAUUGUAAACCUGUUAGGUUUUGGUUGUGUUUGUUAGAAGACAUGUUGCAACGAAUUUGUUCCUAUUCA
This is a messenger RNA of Cynara cardunculus var. scolymus (artichoke), 1945 nucleotides long. RefSeq names its product cysteine protease ATG4-like. Lineage: Eukaryota; Viridiplantae; Streptophyta; Magnoliopsida; Asterales; Asteraceae. Bases 356 to 1780 code for a protein of 474 amino acids. The transcript is spliced from 11 exons. The record is from RefSeq and is a predicted model, not a curated record. Gene Ontology annotation, molecular function: protein-phosphatidylethanolamide deconjugating activity.